Molecule: messenger RNA, 2419 nt
Organism: Manis javanica (Malayan pangolin)
Lineage: Eukaryota; Metazoa; Chordata; Mammalia; Pholidota; Manidae
Source: RefSeq, a predicted model, not a curated record
CCUGGCCUCUGGGCGCUUCGCCCCGGGCAGAGGCAGAAGAUGGGGGAUGAGAAGGCGACAUCUCCCUCCCGGCCCGGCCUGGCCUCGGGCCUCAGCGAGGGUCGGUCGGGGUUGCAGUGUUCUCUCCGGGUCGGGAGAGGCGGCAGCUGCCACUCGCCUCGUCGGAAGGCGCGGACUGCGGGGCCCUCCGCGCGUUCUGCGGGCGGGAUUUCUUGCCCCCAUAGCUGGGGAAGGCAGCUCCGGGGUAACGCCGGCCCGGCGCGGAGCAGCCUCUCCGGUUACCUGAAGCGGGGCGAGUCCUUCAGACACUCCUCGAAAUCCACCGUCAUCUUCAUCCUGCCUCCGCCUCGCCUUGCAAGCUGCACUAGAAGAGCCGGGGGAGUCGCGGAAGCGGCUGCACUGGAGACCCACACGGCUACGGCUACGGCGAGCAAACGGGCACGACUAGCGCUGGGCGUAGCUGCUGAGGGCGCGUCGCCCGCUGAUCAUAAUAGCCGCGAAGACCGCGACGGCAGCGACUGCACGUCAGGCCCCAGUCCGGCCCCUCUUCCUCCCGCCCCCAGCAGAAACCGGCCUCAAGGAAAAGGUCCGGGACUGACGGCCUCCGCCAGCCAGCCAGGAACCCGGAGGCCAAUGGGAGGGGCUUCCGGUAGCACCGCCUGCGGGCGCUCGGGCAACGCGCCUGAGCGGCGGUAGCGUUAGCCAAUGAGCAGCGCGACCGUGGGUACCUUGCCACAAGUGUCCCUGAGGGCCAACCAGGAUACGCGGACGUCGUUAGGCGGGACGCACCGGUUGCUGGGGGGCCGGCAGCCGAGGCUCCUUUGGAAGGAAGUCACGUGCCCGAGCACCGCCCAGUCCUCCGAGCCCCCGCCUUCUCUUCGGCUUCUCCAACCCCACCUUGCAGAGCUGCCAACGCGGAGGAGCCGACGCCUGCAGUUUUUCUAGGAGCACUGCAAGAUACUCAGCAUCCGAUCCUCACACUAAUCCUACAACACAGAUGAGUUCAUCCAUCCACAAAGGAAUUUUGUCCAUUGCUUCAGCUCUCUCAGUCCCAUCCUGGUACAGGAUGUUUCCUCUGCCUCAAUGGGCCUCCUGCCUUUGCAUGCCUGGACCAGCCCUCCCUCUUCUGUAGUGAUUCUUGGUCCAUGUAGUCCUGGUGAGGAGUGAAGGUAAGAUCCAAGUCAGCCCAGUCCUCCCUCUGCACUCUGCCAUCUUCAUCCUCACUCCCUCUCCAAUGUACACACAUGGUGAUAGUUCUGAGAACAAGCAGCUCAAGACCCAGACUGGGCCAAUCAGGGUCCUGCUGCGGAUUUUGCCAAACUGUAAGGGAAAGGCAUUCUCUUUGGUGUCUCAAGCCUCUAAGGAUGCUGUAGACCAUGUUCCAGCAGCCAGUUCUACUAUCAGCUAGAGAAAAUGAGGCCAGCACAGAGAGCAGAAGAGUCAAAAGGUGGAGACAGAGUCCUACUGAGAUUCCAGCCAUAUAUAAAGUAAAAUCUACCUCUGGUCUUUAUAGUCAUAUAAGCCAUAAAUUCCUAUUUUGCUCAAAAUUUAGUUUGUCGCUUGUACCAAAAGACUCUUGAUAUACAAACCUCCUAUAAACAUACUCUCUGAUUUUCUAAGAUAUUUGUAAUCUCUGUCAUUACAACAUUCUUUAUACAAUGCCUCAAGAAUCUGAUAAAUUUAGAAAGACUCAAUACUGGUGUAACAAAAUGUGUAAGGACAAAAGUAACAAAUCAAUCAUCGGGUUAGCUGACAAAUGAAGGCACAGACCUUGUCAGUAUUGUUGGUAACUCUUGUCUUCAGAUCUGCAGAGGACCUCAUGGUAACAUUGGAGGCUCCUAAGGAAUGAACUAUGUCAUAUCAAGUUUUCAUUGUACUUGUUACUUUUCAGGUAAAGUGACUUCAAUCUCAAUACAACCUUGUACAUGUAGUACUGUGGCAGUGCUAUUUCUGCCAUCUUUGCAUAAUAAUAAAAAGGCAGGUGUUUUCAGUAGUGUACUGUGAUUUGAUAUCCACAUAUUCACCCUAUUUCAUGUAUUAUAACCUCCCCCUUACUUUCACAAUAUUUAGCAGACCUUAUUUUUGCUGUUUGAAUAUAAGAUGGAAAUUAGAGUAAUGUGUAAUUGAAGCAAACCAGAUUAAGAACAAAGCCCUUCUAAAACCCAGCUGCCAACCAACUAGUCACCCACUUACUUAAUUUGUUCCCUUAGAAUUGAAUAGCAGCCAAAAGCAAAUUCUCCUCAAAACUGGAUUAAGAAGCAUGUGGAUAACAAAAUACUUUUAAACAAGUCUUCCCAUAUCAAUAAAUAGCUUGAAAGGAAGAAGCAGAUGAAAAAAAUCCCUGGGAAUUUAUGAAAACUUGGCAGAGAUGUUUAUCAUUUGGGUUAUGCAAGAAACUAUCCUGAUAAUAAAUAAGCAC